GGUCUCUCGCUCUUUGCGAUAUUUUCCAUCAUUGAUUGAUACAGAUUACAGAACUCCAUCCACCCCGUAAGCAUCCAUGUCGAUUCAAGGCCUGCAGCUUGAGGUUACAGUUGUAGGGUGCACCAGAUUGAAGGACACAGAGUGGAUUUCAAGGCAGGAUCCUUACGUUUUCAUCGAAUAUGGGAACACCAGGUUCCGGACCAGGACCUCGACUGAUGGAGGCAAGAACCCUGUUUUCCAAGAGAAGUUCAGCUACACCCUCAUUGAAGGGAUACGCGAGUUGAGUGUUUCGGUAUGGAACAGCAAUACACUUACUACUGAUGACUUCAUCGGCAGUGGAAAGAUUCAACUCCAUAAGGCCCUUUCUCAAGGCUAUGAGGACAACACCUGGUCAAUACAGAGUAAACAUGGAAGGUAUGCCGGAGAUGUUCGACUUAUGUUGCACUGUCCACAGUUGAAUAGACCUGCAGUAGCAAACAAUGCUAAUACUAUGUGCACCACGCCUCUUUAUCCUGCCCCUCCAUCUCAACCUCAUUACCCUUCUUUCCCGCCUAAUCCAACGGCCCCGUUUCCAUCAUCUGUUUAUCCUUCUCCUCCAGUUGGGUCGUAUCCUCCUCAACAUGCAUAUCCAACGCCCACUUAUCCUCCACAAACCUACCCAUCGUAUCCAGCAACAUACACAGGAGUACUGUAUCCCCCACACCCACCAACUUACUGAUGAUAUAUGAUGUUCUUGUGGUGAUGACUGAUGAUGGAUGAAUGCCCACUCAAAACCAUUGUGAGCAUUGCUUGAUCGAGGUUAUGUUAGUCCUUUGUCCAAGUGUCUAAAGAGUAAAGCUUUCUCUUUCUUUCAGAUUAUUUGGAAGAUAGAUAAUUAGCUUUCUUAUUUGACUCUACUGUUUCCUAUGUCAUAUUCUUUUAAUUCUAUUCUUUUAACAGAGAUUUUUCUCAA
Molecule: messenger RNA, 952 nt
Organism: Nelumbo nucifera (sacred lotus)
Lineage: Eukaryota; Viridiplantae; Streptophyta; Magnoliopsida; Proteales; Nelumbonaceae
Product: elicitor-responsive protein 3-like
Source: RefSeq, a predicted model, not a curated record